CUGGUUGACAAUGCUCUGUGUUGAAAUGUCAAAAGCGGCGCGCUAAUGUCAGAAUUUUUCGGUUUGCAUUUUGCAUUUUGAUGAAUUGUGUUCAACAUUUGGAGAUUUUGGAAACGAAUCAAAAUGAAGCCAAACAAGGAAAUAUUCAUUGAACAAUUGCCGAAAGUGGAAUUGCAUGCUCAUAUCAAUGGAUCCUUGUCCAAUGAGACACUAUGUAAACUUAGCCAAUUGAAAUAUGGAACGGACGCAAAACACACUGAAAAAUAUCAUCUGCUCACCAAAAUGGAUUUAAUUGAUGCUUUCGAAAAGUUCAAAUAUGCUCACGAACUGACCGACACUCCAGAGGCAGUUGCACUGGCAACUGAGUGCGUUAUCCGUGAUUUCAGUGAUGAUAAUGUGGUUUAUGUUGAACUGAGAUCAACACCACGCUCCACAAUGAAAAUGACCAAAGAUGAGUACAUAAUGGCUGUGAUCGACACAAUCUUGAAAAUGAAGUCACAGUUGCCAUCAAUAUUGGUAAAACUUAUCGUGUCGAUAAACCGCCGUGAAAGUAUCGAAUCAGCUGAAGAGAAUGGCUCCUUGGCCAGUAAAUAUGCCAAAUUACAUCCGAACAUUGUGUGUGGUGUUGAUUUGAGUGGCGAUCCAGCAUCCAAGAAAUUCUCCGAUUUCGAACCCAUUCUCGCUAAGGCCAGGGAGACUGGAUUGAAAUUGGCACUUCACUGUGGCGAAAUUGACGAUCAAGAUGAAAUAAGUGCGAUGCUCAAAUUUGGAAUGCAUCGACUUGGCCAUGGAACAUUUAUCAAAGGUGAAAAUGAGGAAAUUCUACUGAAGAACAAUGAAAUCGCCUUAGAAUGCUGUUUGACGAGCAAUUUAUUGUGUGGUGUGGUGCCAACAUAUUCUGACCAUCAUUUUUGGCGCUUCUAUAAAAAUGGCCAUCCAGUUGUGAUAUGUACGGAUGAUUUUGGUGUGUUUAGCACGAGUUUGUCGAAAGAGCUUCAGAUCGCUAGUGAUACAUUCAACUUGAGUUCCGAUGAUUUGAUAAAAUUGAGUCGCGGUGCCAUCGAUUGUUCAUUUGCAUCCGAUGAUGAGAAACCAAUUGUUCAUGGGAAAAUUGAUUCGUUCGCUAAAGAUGCCAUCGGUUUUUAAAAACUGCUGUGAGGAGAAAUUGCGCUUCAAUGGGAUAAAGUCAAAUACAAAAAAGAAUGAAUGAAUAGUAGAAAACAAAAUGAAAUGAUUGAAAUGCAGUGGAUCUUUUUACAAUUUUUUUUUUCAGUUUCAUCAUUUUUAUUAUAUGAAUUUCUUCAGUAUUUCAGUAUGUCAAUAUUAUAAUUUCAUUAGAAAAAACAUCUUAAAAUUACAUGAAAAUAAAUUCAGGACAUAAUGCAAAUAAAGAUGUUUUUCUUUGUUUGUUUGUUUGUUUGUAAAUGUCUAUAUCUCGUUGAAUCACUGACACAAAGGAGGACGUUCGGAAU
This is a messenger RNA of Sitodiplosis mosellana (orange wheat blossom midge), 1472 nucleotides long. RefSeq names its product adenosine deaminase-like protein (gene Ada). Gene Ontology annotation, biological process: inosine biosynthetic process; adenosine catabolic process. The record is from RefSeq and is a predicted model, not a curated record. Gene Ontology annotation, molecular function: adenosine deaminase activity. Lineage: Eukaryota; Metazoa; Arthropoda; Insecta; Diptera; Cecidomyiidae. The transcript has 6 exons. Bases 124 to 1146 code for a protein of 340 amino acids.